Molecule: messenger RNA, 333 nt
Organism: Caenorhabditis briggsae
Lineage: Eukaryota; Metazoa; Nematoda; Chromadorea; Rhabditida; Rhabditidae
Exons: 4
Coding region: 1-333 (110 amino acids)
Biological process (GO): response to metal ion
Molecular function (GO): copper ion binding
Source: RefSeq, a predicted model, not a curated record
AUGUCAAUUCCUGCUGUAAAGAUGGUUUUGGUUUACGUCACCGCGCCAAGUAAAGAAGUUGCAAUGAAGCUAGCAAGGUUAUCUCCUGAAACAAAAAGAAAACUACAGUUGCUGAAUCACUUAUACAUGUGGAAAGGGAAAGUAGAAGAAGAUCAGGAACAUGUGGUGGUUAUGAAAACUGUGUCAAGUAACGUUGAAGAGCUAUCCAAGCGAGUUCGCUCUCUGCAUCCAGCCGAAACGCUAUGCUUCAUCACUUUGCCCAUCGAGAAAGCAACAUCGGAUUUCGCCGAUUGGAUCAUUGAUUCAACGAAAAAACCACAGAUAUCUCAAUAA